CCUUGAUGACAGCUUUGCACACUCUUGGCAUUCUCACAACCAGUUGUGUUGUGACACGGUAGGGUUGGUAUACAGAAGAUUGCCGUAUUUGGGCUAUUGCAGCAAAUGAAUGCUUCACAUAGUUCAAGUAACAGACAAAUCUCAACAUCAACUGUUCAGAGGAGACUGCUUGAAUCAGUCCUUCAUGGUCGAAUUGCUGCAAAAAAACAACUACUAAAGGACACCAAUAAUAAGAAGAGACUUGAUUGGCCCAAGAAACAUGAGCAAUGGACACUAGAAUGGUGGAGUCCAAAUGCCAGAUAUGGCAAAAAAUUCUGUGCUGUAUUCCAUGACUUAAUCAAAAGAUUACAAUGGUACUAGAACUUGAAUGAUUCAGACUGUUUUCCAUAAGGAAUAUAAAGUAAGUAUGUCAAUUAGGCUCCCUCUUUAUCUAUAUCCAGGCCUCUUAUCAAGAGUUAGGCCUGUUUCCUUAUCAUGGACACACAUUUAAUUAGAAAUCCAUUCCAAUUAAUGAUGAUUUAAUGAAUUCACAGUUAGUCUGGCUCAAGUAGUAGGACAGAUUUCCCUUUUCGGUAAAGCUAGAAUGGGCUUUAGAAUGGGGACAACACACUCAGUUGUUUCCAAACAAACAAACACACAAAGAAAAACUUUUUUAUCACAGGAUAUGACAUAAGAUUUUAGAGAAACCUGAUCAACAAAAACUGAAAAAUAAAUAAACAAAAGCUAAAUAAAAUAAAUAAACAAAAACUGAUAAACAAAAACAAAAAAAGAUUAUGUUCGACAGGUGUGUUCAAGGCUAUGGAAGUUCCAUGGGGUUCAAAACCAUGUACCACCACCUCAUUGUAAUGAUUCAUUUGAACUGACUAGCAAUGGAUCUUAAAAACAAGUUAUUUCUCUCUCUCUCCAUUCAGUCCUGUUCAUCUUGCUCUGUUUCCCCGUCCCCAUGCUUUAUUAUUUUUCCCUGAUGCAGGCCGUGUCAAUAAAAACACACUGCCAUAAAUCACCAAAGUCUGUACACUUAGAUAACUCUCUCACCCAGGCCAGCUAGUCAUUUGACACACACAAGGUCAUCUGGGUCGUAUUCAUUAGGCACAAACAAGAAAAAAAAUGGCCCGAAUGCUUAGGAACUGUCUGUCCAACAAGAAAGUUGUCCAAUAAGAAAUGCUCGUUUUCAUUUUCCAUUAUUGAUUAUGAGCCUGCUGAGCACUGGGCCUAUGUUGCUGCUCUGCUCGCAGCUCAGGGGAGAGGCGGGAUAAGGCAGGUAACCAAGGUGCAGAAAGGACAUACACAGCACAGAAGCCAGAAGUUUUAUGAGACAGUCUACCUAGCUUCACCCUUCACACAGAGGGCUUCACAGUACAGUACAUUAGCACCUGAUGAUUGAUUGAGAUGAUGGACAUAGCUCAUGGUGAAAUAAUCUACAUGGUGAUUUUCAAAGGUUAACAUAUAGCCUAGGUGUGGACGUGUAAGGACUAAUUGCUCAUGUGAGUAAUACUCUUUACUCUGUGAUAUGUAGUGGCUGUGAGGCAUUGGCCUGUGUCCAAUAUGGAACACAGCCAAAUAUAUUUCACAAUGCUGUGUAGAAGAGAGAUGGUUAAAUAAUCAUAGCACUCAGAACAAUGGACAAACAGUCAAAUUAUUUCAUUUAUCAUUUUCAGGGAAGAAUUCUGUGAAACCUUGACUGCCUUCUUCUGCUCUGUAAUCUAUUCUGACCAAUUGAAUCUGACCUGUUUUCCUCUCCCUCCAUCUCUCUCUAGGGGAUCCCUACAUAUCUCAUUACCUGUAUCAUGGCCCUGAGAAAUACCUCUGGAACUAAAGCAGUCCCCAGACUAGUUGUCAAGAUCAUAGGCAGCAAACAGGUCAAGUAUUUCAUCACAGAAGAGACAGACAAGGUGAAUAAAGCAGCUAUUCCUCUGGCCGUUGUGGAUAAUGUGAUGAAGGAACCACCAGACAAACAGGACUCUAUAGUGACCAGGUCACACAGACAAGCUGAGGCUGAGGGGGGUGUGGGGUCAGCUUUUCAGGCUGAGCUCCACAAGGCCUCAAACAGGCUGUGUAUGACAGCUCCCUCUGGUGACCGUUCCCUGUCCUACAUCCAUCAGAAGAACCCAGCUGUCAUAAGAACUAAACUCAAAGUAGGAACAGCAGCAAGGGCAUCUGAGGAGGAAAAGAGAGAUCUACCAGAGGAAGAACAGGAAGACUGUCUCUCAUUGGCCAUCAGUGAGCAGCUGGCUGACUGGCAGGCUUCUUCACCCCUGAGGACCAUUCAGGAGGAAGUGGUUGCAAUUGACUCUGCCCUCAAAGGGACCAUCAGCCAAUCACAGAUCACUCAGGCGUUUCUGAGACACGAGGUUCCACUGAAAUUACCAACAUUCCGUCAGCUCCUCCUAACGUUCUGUGAUGCUGACCAUCCAGAUCAGGUGCAUUACAAAGACCUUGUACAAUUCCUCAGUGGUAUUGUGUUACCCAAAGAGCUACAAGAUGACAUUAAGGCAGAGUUUGGGCAUGUGUCACACACAUCAGAAGUCCCCAAGGGUUGCACUGAGCCCCCACCAGCUUCUGUGGAUCCCAUGGAAACAGAAAGAUGGCUCCAAAGGUUCCAGAGAAUGGAGAGAGCCAUGCACAUAUGUGACAGCCAGAACACCGGUUACAUAGACCAGGACAAAGCCAGACGUCUGAUUCAGAACUACAACCACAUCUUCAACCUGAACCUGAGUCCCCUGAGGAUCAGUGAGGUCACCUACUGUCAUGGAGGGAGAAGACAGGGCAAAGUCCACCUGGACACAGCCCUACAGUACCUAAAGGAACUGUGAUGAAGGUGUUUGGUGAGGACUUGUAAUACUGUAUGUGUGGGGUGUGGUGUGUGUUGAAGACUAGGUUUUUGUCUAUAAGUAAAUAUUGGCAUUAUCUUUGUAGUAGCUACUAUGUAAUGUGAGUCUUGUUUAGAAAGCUACAU
Oncorhynchus mykiss (rainbow trout) is the source of this 2956-nucleotide messenger RNA. Lineage: Eukaryota; Metazoa; Chordata; Actinopteri; Salmoniformes; Salmonidae. The record is from RefSeq and is a predicted model, not a curated record.